AUGCCGGCAGUUCUAUCAACGCUUAUGGACUACAAAAGUCUCCUGUUAGAUGAUAUAAAGAAUUUACUUAGGCCAGAUAGUAACUUUGACGUGUCCAUAUCUGCCGGCAGGGAUCUGGCAAGGCAGACGUUUCGGGCUCAUAAAUUUAUAUUGAGUCUUCGCUCGCCCUUUUUUCGUAAACAGUUGGUCGAAAGAGAGAUGGAAGAGAACGAAGGGAUAGCCGAAUACACAGGGGACCCGUGUACUUUUAAUUUUGAAGACAUUUCACCGCCCGUGUUUGAUGUCGUGCUUCAGUAUAUAUACACGGGGAUACUUCAGAUACAAAACCUCACUGAUCGCAUGGGUGUCUUUUUGGAAUUAGUUUCGAUUACUCACACGUUGGAAUUGGAUCAUCCUUGCAAGUACGCGCAAGCCUAUACGCAAAGAAAAUACGAAACAGAGCUGAAAGCUGAGUUUGUGAGAGUCAAAAACUUCUGCCAAAAACACCGCAACCUCAGUAUACUCCAAAAAUUCGUUGACAGGACUAUCCUCGGCAACAACCCUGACGUCGUUUUCGAUGCCGUUGAUUUGAAUAAAUUGGAUCGACCGACGUUGGAGAAAAUCGUACGACGACCUGAUUUGCUUACACCAGAAAUCAAAAUAUGGGACAAAGUCUUGGAAUGGGCCAAGGCACAAUCACCAAGUCUUCCAAAGAAUGCCGAGGACUUUAGUAACGAUGAUUUCAUCGAACUUGGCAAACGCCUAGAACCAUUUCUUCCUUACAUUUACAUACGCCAAGUCCAGCCAAAAGAUUUUUUCCAUAGCGUGCAGCCGUAUCAAGAAUCUCUGCCAAAAGACUAUUACAACAAAAACUUGAAAUUCUUUCUUGAUACCGAAAGCCGCGACGUCCAGCAACAUAGAUUAGGAUUUGACUCGAAACUGCUCAAUCGGACGCGAUGUGCUGCCAUUGUAAAUUGGAUUGACUCGGAGUCUUUCAACAAUGAUCCAUCAAGCACUCGCUACGCGUUGAAGCUCAUUUACCGUGCAAGCAACGAUGGGUUUAACGAUACGGAUUUUCACAGACUUUGCGAUAACAAAGGCCCAACCGUAGUAGUAAUCAGAGUAAAAGAGACGGGAGAAAUUCUCGGAGGAUACAACCCUUUGUCUUGGGAUAAGACUAAUCAGUACAAAGCGACCGACAAGAGCUUCUUGUUCAACCUGAUAACUAUAGAAGAGACGGAAGCCUACAGGGGCAUACCGGAGAAACGUUCUAAACUGCAAAGGUUUAAAGUUAUCCAAAGCGACAAGGCGAUUUAUUGUGGGGCUAACUAUGGUCCUACGUUUGGGAAGGGUCAUGAUCUGGUCGUGUUCGGUCCAGGUCUAAUGGCUAGGCCAUCUCAUUGCAAAAAAAGUUCGUACGAAGCACAGCUGAGAGAAGGACCUAAUACUAAUUUUGUUCCCGAAGAAAUCGAAGUUUUUCGAGUGGUGGAAUUAAAUAACGCGGAUUGGCCGUCUGUAGAAUAG
This is a messenger RNA of Paraglomus occultum, 1503 nucleotides long. Lineage: Eukaryota; Fungi; Glomeromycota; Glomeromycetes; Paraglomerales; Paraglomeraceae. The record is from the annotation of a GenBank genome assembly.